CAGUUUAUGAUAGACCACCUCAUGCGAACAAAACGUCAUUAUCGCAUCGUAAAAGUGAAUAUUAUUGUUAUAAAACCUCUUUAUAUAAUAACAUCUGAAGGAUAACAUUACAAUUAUAAUUCUUGAUAUGAACGUGGCCAUAGCGGCAAUUCCGGUCUUAAUUUAGAUAAAGAUUAUAUUGUGGUAACAGCACAGAUAAAGGAUUUUAUUGUGGGCAAUUCAUAGAAAAGACGUGGUGGCUUAAUAUCGAGGACAUUUCUUUGUUGUUUGUGACACUCAGUGCUUCAGUCGACGCAUCUUCGCAGCAACAUGCCAAAGGAAUUGGUUAAUAGCAAGGGUGGCAGCACGGUUAGCCUCUCUUGGUUUUGUCCUAGUUUGAAAUGCAUGCAACCUCGUUCAAAGACAUCACUCCAUCCGAAGAUCCGCGAAGAAUGCGAGGUCUUUCACCUGACGGAUAAGCAGAUCAGGGAGAUAAUGAGCAGACUACACAACGACCUGCUCAAAGGACUGGGAAAAGACAGCCACGCCACAUCUAUCGUCAAAUGUUGGAUAACAUAUAUACAAGAUUUACCAAAUGGCAAAGAAAGAGGUAAAUUUUUGGCGUUAGAUUUAGGAGGUACAAAUUUUAGAGUGUUAAUUAUAAAUCUUGGAGAGAACCAUUUCGAUAUGCAGUCGAAGAUUUACGCCAUUCCCAGCCACAUAAUGACCGGCACUGGUGUGGCGCUGUUCGAUCAUAUCGCCGAAUGUCUGGCUAAUUUCAUGAAGGAACACAACGUGUACGAGGAACGUCUAGCCCUUGGUUUCACAUUCAGCUUCCCGCUAAAACAGCUGGGUCUCACUAAGGGCAUCCUUCAGCGUUGGACCAAAGGUUUCUCCUGCAGCGGUGUGGUCGGCGAAGAUGUUGUCCAAGGCCUUAAAGACGCCAUAGCGAGACGAGGGGACGUACAGAUCGAUAUAUGCGCUAUCCUCAAUGACACAACUGGCACAUUGAUGUCUUGUGCGUGGAAAAAUCACAACUGCAAAAUAGGACUCAUUGUUGGUACUGGAAGUAACGCGUGCUAUGUAGAGAAGACGGAAAAUUGCGAAUUGUUUGACGGCGAGCCGGGCAAACCAGAUCUUCUUAUUAACACAGAAUGGGGUGCAUUCGGUGACGAUGGAACACUUGACUUCGUACGCACCGAGUUCGACAGAGACGUGGAUGUCAACUCCAUUAACCCAGGAAAACAAAUACAAGAGAAGAUGAUAUCUGGAAUGUACAUGGGCGAGCUGGUCAGAUUGGCGCUGGUGAAGUUCACACGCAUGGGCCUGUUGUUCGGAGGACAAGGCUCAGAUAUGCUGUUCGAGAGAGGCAGCUUCUACACUAAAUAUGUCUCGGAAAUUGAAUCCGACAAGUUGGGAGACUAUACUAGCUGUAUGGAAGUACUCGAAGAACUAGGUCUGUCGCACGCGACGGAAGCGGACAUGGCGGGCGUGCGGCACGUGUGCGAGAGCGUGUCGCGGCGCGCGGCUCACCUCGUGUCCGCCGGCAUCGCCACGCUGCUCAACAAGAUGAAGGAGCCGCGCGUCACUGUCGGCAUCGACGGCUCCGUCUACCGCUUCCACCCGCACUUCCACACGCUCAUGUGCGACAAGAUCGCGCAGCUCGUCAGCCCCGGCAUACACUUCGACUUGAUGUUGUCAGAAGACGGUAGCGGUCGCGGCGCCGCGCUGGUCGCCGCCGUCGCCUGCCGCCAGAGCCUCGGCGUCGCGUAACCUCAUCACUUACCAUCCACCAGCCGCCAUUCAUCACCCGCCACCACCACCAUACCAUACCAGAUCGAACACAUGCCCUAACAUUGUGCCUACGUAGAUUAUAUUUUGUAUAUUUUUAUUGCGAAAUUGCGCGGAAUCACUGGCCUUUUGCGUUCAGAGCCGGAUCUGACGCAUGACACAACUGCCUGAUAUAUAAAUACCAGAUUAUUAAAACGAUGUUAUAUAAGAAUGAUUAUAUUUUGAAGUAUUUUAUGUUCGAGUCUUAUAUGGGUUGUUUUAAUUUUUCCGAACUUUUUUUGUAGCGUAUAUUUUUCGUUAAGUAAUUCUGAAUAUCCUUGUGUUCUGAGUAGUAUUUCAUCAGUGAAAGGUAAAAUGAUCGGCGCAGGCGAGCUACUAGGAGUGAUUUAUCAUAGAUUAAUAGAGAAUUAUUUAUUCGACAAAUUCAUUCUUUAUGAUAUAGAUAUUAAAUGAAAAGAACCAUUUUUCUGUACAACAAUCAUUCAAAUGUGUAAUUUAAAGGCUAAAUUCAAAAUUGUCAGUUGCUAUCGCUUUAGCAACUUGUAAAGGCACUAGAUUGUUU
This is a messenger RNA of Papilio xuthus (Asian swallowtail), 2332 nucleotides long. It is a transcript of the gene Hex-A, whose product is annotated as Hexokinase A. The coding region runs from base 310 to 1752 and encodes 480 amino acids. The transcript is spliced from 10 exons. Gene Ontology annotation, biological process: carbohydrate phosphorylation; glucose metabolic process; intracellular glucose homeostasis. The record is from RefSeq and is a predicted model, not a curated record. Gene Ontology annotation, molecular function: D-glucose binding; fructokinase activity; glucokinase activity. Gene Ontology annotation, cellular component: mitochondrion; cytosol. NCBI's taxonomy places the organism in Eukaryota, Metazoa, Arthropoda, Insecta, Lepidoptera, Papilionidae.